GAACCUUAAUAUAAUAAGAGUUCAUCUCUUUGUCUCUAAAAGAGAGAAGGAGAGAAGAUGUUGCCAGGGAUACUUUUAUGCUCACUUAAUCCCAGGAAUCACAGCAAAAAGAAGAAGAAUGAUCGAGAGAGCUUAGAUACUGAGCCUAAGGACAUUGAGUACUGGUACUCAGUUCAGUUCAAUCGAGAUCCUCCUAGAUUUGCUCUCAAAUCGGAUAACAACACUCACCAUUCCCGCAGUAGGAACGCCGGCGAAUUAAGCAAGGCGAAGAAGCGAGGAGAGAUGGCGAACAAGGUUUCUAACUUCUCGGAUCUGAUUCAACGAGUGACUGCUUCUUGUUUGUUGCAUCCACUCUCCGCCGGCAGGCAAGAUCUAGCUGGUAACCGCCGGGAAGAGUACGAUUCCGAAGAAGAGGAGAAUGAGGAAGGUGAGAUUCAGUACGAGGACGCUUUGGAGGAGGAGGAUGUGAAAGAUGAGACUAUUAGGGUUAUUAAGAGCAAGACCGGAGUGAGCUUGGAGACGGUUCAGGAGAUGGACAUGGUGAUGGAGGAAGUAUUCACCGCGGCGGCUGCUUUGAAGAGAGCUUACGUGGCGCUUCAGGAAGCUCAUUCGCCGUGGGAUCCGGAGAAGAUGCACGAUGCUGACAUGGCUAUGGUGGCUGAGCUGAGAAGGAUUGGUUUGUUGAGGGAAAGAUUCAGGAGGAUGAGAGGUACCGGAAGUGGUGGUGGUGGUGGCCGGAGGAAAAACGACUCCGGUAGAGGAUUGCUGAGAGACGCGGUGGCGCCGUAUGAAGCCGUCGUGAAGGAGCUGAAGAAAGAAGUGAAGGUGAAAGACACUGAGAUUGAGAAUCUCAAGGAGAAAGUCAAAGCGGCUACUUCCAUGGCCAAUGGUAACGGAGGAGGCAAGAAACACCGAUUGCUUUCUAGCCGGAAAGUGAACUGCUCCACACAAAUUGCUGUAUCUCCGGUACCGGAGUUAUUUGAGAUGACAAUGAUUCAGGUGAAAGAGGCAUCAAAGUCUUUUACAGGGAUUUUACUGUCUCUAAUGCGAGCUGCACACUGGGACAUUGCAGCGGCUGUUCGAUCCAUUGAAGCUGCAUCAGAUGGAGUGUCAGCUUCUUCGUUUGCAUCCUCUGUUCAGUCCUCUGUCCCGAACCAACACGCGAAAUUUGCUCUCGAGUCUUACAUCUGUAGGAAAAUCUUCCAAGGAUUCGAUCACGAAACGUUUUACAUGGACGGAAGCCUCUCUUCUCUUAUCAACCCGGAUCAGUACCGUCGUGACUGCUUUGCUCAGUUCAAAGACAUGAAAGCAAUGGAUCCUAUGGAGUUGCUAGGGAUCUUACCAACUUGCCAUUUUGGUAAGUUCUGCUCAAAGAAGUACCUUUCGAUCAUUCACCACAAAAUGGAAGAGUCGUUGUUUGGGGACUCGGAACAGCGGGAGUUGGUUUUAGCUGGUAAUCACCCAAGAAGUCAGUUCUAUGGAGAGUUCUUGGGGUUAGCCAAAGCCGUCUGGCUGCUUCAUCUCCUGGCCUUUUCGCUUGACCCAUCCCCGAGUCACUUUGAAGCAAACCGAGGAGCCGAGUUUCACUCUCAGUACAUGGAGAGCGUUGUGAGGUUCUCGGAUGGCCGUGUUCCUGCGGGUCAAGUUGUUGGGUUUCCUGUUUGUCCAGGAUUCAAGCUUAGCCAUCAAGGGAAAGGAUCAAUCAUCAAAUCCAGAGUUUACUUGGUUCCAAGGGCUUAAACUGGUUUCAUUGAGUUCCACUGUGUGUUAGUAAUGUUAUGUCGAGUUAUCAACUUGGUUUUGGAAAAAUGUUGAAAUAAGGAGUCCGUUCAUUAUAAAGAGUUCUUGCAAAACAA
This is a messenger RNA of Camelina sativa (false flax), 1856 nucleotides long. RefSeq names its product protein GRAVITROPIC IN THE LIGHT 1. Gene Ontology annotation, biological process: negative gravitropism; response to red or far red light. NCBI's taxonomy places the organism in Eukaryota, Viridiplantae, Streptophyta, Magnoliopsida, Brassicales, Brassicaceae. The record is from RefSeq and is a predicted model, not a curated record.